Messenger RNA from Trypanosoma grayi, 2502 nucleotides. RefSeq lists its product as hypothetical. The coding region runs from base 1 to 2502 and encodes 833 amino acids. The transcript has a single exon. NCBI's taxonomy places the organism in Eukaryota, Euglenozoa, Kinetoplastea, Trypanosomatida, Trypanosomatidae. The record is from RefSeq and is a predicted model, not a curated record.
AUGAAGUCCUUAGAGGUGCAGAAGGACUCCAUAUUGGCGGCGAUUGUGAUGGAGUGCGUGAAGAACAAGUCGUCGGAUGGCGCAUACCAGAGCUCUGUCUUGUAUCAGCGUUUAAGCUCACCAGAGACACGCAACUUGGUGUAUCAGUGCUGUCUGGAGUUAGUGGAGGAUCCUCAGCGGCGCAGAGAUGUUGGCCAGCUGCUAUUGAAUUACAUCUCUAGUUUUCCACCAUCACAGGCAAUCCUUCAGGGAAUCACCAACAAAUGCAGACCGUACGCGGCUAGUCGUUCCUCAUACAGCAGUAUUUAUCAAGAGCUAAAGACUGUCGUUGACACCUAUCUUCAUCACAAACCGCUCAGUUACAUGCUCGGGCGUACUCUUCCGCCAGGAAAGGAGGCACUGAGCUUCCGCCAGAAUGAAUUAAGUAGAAAUCCUGUUUACAUUCAAAAGUGCAACCUUCAGCCACCAAUACCGCAACACACGGAGAAGGGGAAACGCAUCGUGCCCCUAUCCGGCUGGUCUGAUGAAGAGUUUACGGCGACGGCGAGAGAGAAGAACAAGGCUCACAGUCGUCUCUGGACGGUGAAGUAUCACGUCGUUGGGUGCAAGGAGUAUAUCAACCAACUACCCCUUGAAUGCACUGAUGCUGUCAUUGAACAACAAGUGCGUGUGCUCAACUCGUUUUGGGAAAAGUAUCCCACAAAUCCUGCUGUCCUUCGAGCAACAUCGUUUCUCAUCAAGUUGAUGUGUGACGCAUAUGUAUCGAAGAUACCCCUGCAAUCUAACUACUCAUUCUUCCGCUCAGUCAGCAUUUGCUACCUUCCGACAUUGUUCGAAAUGAUGAAUAGUACUUACACAUACGUUCGAAAUCAUGUGUAUGACAUCCUGCUAACGUUGGGCAUGCACUUUCAGUUAGUGGACACGCAGGGAGUAUUCCCAGGAUGCACGGAGGCUCUUGAAGAGGAGUUGAGGUGGCUCCUAUUGAUAAUUCUUCAGAAGCAAUCACUUCAUGAGGGUAGCGAUGGAAUGGUGUGGACGGCUGCGGCAAAAUGUGCAGUGGCUAUCAUACCCCCACAGAAGCUUUAUCUCAUUGAUGGUCGUGCCCUUUAUCAGUUUCUAACACUUCCCACUAUCGUCGCGUUUUAUCCUCAGCUUUACACCACGUUCGCUGAGGCAUUUGCAAAAAAGGUACUGAGGUGGGAACCUUCCAGUGACGAUUUGGAAGAUAACAUGAGUUUAGAUGAAAAAGAGUUUGAGAAAAUAGGCCAUCGACCCGUUGCCAGGCUGUUGCAUUUGUACCGCCAAGCAAUGACAUCGAGUGCCCGCCUCGCAUUUUUCCAGGUUCUCUUUACCCACGCGGUAAGUGUUGCACAGGGCUCAACCACUCCGUCAAAGUUCUACCCGGAAAACCUGAGACGCUGCUACAAUGAACUAGUUAAGGUUGGCUUUCACUGGCAUCUACACUCAUUGCUAUUCUACCAGUCACAUCAGGUGUUUCGUGAACUACCAGGCCAUAUUACAUAUGAUAUGGACAUAAAAGAAAUGAGAGAGUGCAAGACUGAAGCAGUGGCCAUCGUCCAGUGCAUCCUGCAGAUUGUUGAAGAGGAUGCACGUCUGCCUGACGUAAUUAUGAGCGCAUUUAGAAACACCGUAGGAACACGUGAAGAGAAGCGUGAAACACUGGCUAAUGUGGUAUCCGAUUGCUUGUCCAUGAUUCCAGUCAUGUUGAAAGAGGAUACAGACGGUGUCUUGUAUAACAUUGGAUGGCGCAUGGUGUUUUACUGCAUGCGUCUAAGCCGAGAAAAUCUGUCGUCUGACCGUUGCACGGCGAUGUUAGAGAAACUCUCGACAAAUCUGGUUUCUUUCAGUGAGUCGAAGGAUCGACUAGAACUGGCGAAAAUCAGGGGAGUGUGUCCUGAUGUGUUAGCUGCUUUAACAUUUCUUGGACGAAAGCAUCCCAAUCAGGCAGUGGAGCCGUUUAGCAUUUUGAUUGAGCGAUUUCUUCUCGACAGUGAGGUGAUAGACAUCCAGAGUGUCAUGCACCUCUACUAUCGGCUUGUUGGGUCAAUCGUUAUUCAGAAUGGACCAUUUAAAGGAUCACCUCGGGCUGAUCUGUCGCAGAUGUUGUGUGGUGAGCAGCUUGUCACGGCGCAGUCUGUUGUGGAUGGGCUUGGAGUUCGUUUGUUAUGGGCUCUUUACCGAGCACUGUGCCCGCUGCAAAUGUUUUCUACCUGCCGUGCACGCCAUGUGGUGGCAUCUCUUCUUGAUGAGCUGGAUCCUGUUGGCGGCAGCCGUCAAGCGCACUCGUGGAAAACGGUCAUGGCGGAUCCCUACCCACCUGUUGCCUUGAUUGGGGCUCAGAAGAUUCUGCAAAUGUACGGCAGGACUGCGUAUGAUCGCUUUGAUGAGGCGAUGAGCAUUCCGCAAAAGAGUGAGAAGGGAGACUCUGUGUACGUUCUCGCAAUCAAGGUGGCGCAGCUAGCGGAGUCACGAAACGAGUGA